CCCCCUCCUCCCUCCCCUUCCGCCCCGGUUCGGUUGAUGGGUGUUAGUCUUUACUUGUGAUCGUCGUCCCCGAUUUCACUUGUACAUCUCACAGUCUCCCUUCGACACUACAUCAUGUCAAGUCGUCAACAGAUUGAUUCCGUCAUCGACGAUGAUGACGAGUUCUGCCCUCUCUGUAUCGAAGAGUUCGAUCUGUCGGAUAAGAACUUCAAACCUUGUCCCUGUGGAUAUCAGAUCUGUCAAUUCUGUUACAACAACAUCAAGACCCACAGUGAGGAAGGACGUUGUCCCAACUGCAGACGUGUCUACGAUGAAAGUACCAUCCAAUACAAGGUCCCUGAUGCCGACGAAUUCAAGGCAGAUCUCGCCCUCAAACAUCGCAAAGCCGCCGCUGCGAAAAAGAAGGAGGCCGAGAAACGCGAGAUUGAAGCCUCCAGUCGGAAGAACCUGGCCGGCGUCAGAGUUGUGCAGAAGAAUCUCGUCUACGUGAUCGGUCUCAACCCCACAAUACGGGACGAGAGUCAACUUCUGCAGACGCUGCGCGGCAGAGACUAUUUCGGUCAAUAUGGUGAUAUCGAGAAGAUCGUCGUCAGCAAGGCAAAGCCUGGUGGCAAUCCGAACCAGGGUAUCGGCGUUUAUGUGACGUACGCGAGAAAGCAGGAUGCCGCAACUUGCAUAGCGGCGGUUGAUGGGUCGGCUAAUGGUGACAGGGUGUUACGGGCGCAAUACGGAACCACGAAAUAUUGCUCGUCCUUCCUACGCAACGAACAAUGCCACAACCGAAACUGUACCUUCCUGCACGAAACUGGGGAGGACAGCGAUAGUUACAGCCGCCAGGAUCUCUCGUCCAUGAAUACCCUGUCAAGCCAACGGCCUAACGGUGCUCCUACUGCUCCCGCCUACGCCAUCCCUCCGCACGUUACUCGAACCUCUGCUCAACCUUUGUCGCAACCGAUGCGUCGUCAACCUAGUCGGGACGAUGCAGCCGGCAGUCGGGUCCCCGAUGGCCCCGCUCUUCCCUCGUCGGCUAGUUGGGCAAACAAGGACGCUGUUCUAAGUCGUGCUAGACGGGCUAGUCUCACAGGCAGUCAAGCGUCACAGAGCCCUCGGCCUGCCACUGCUACGGUCGCGCCUGUUCUGGAAGAACCGAAACCCGUGGAAAAGUCGCCGCCCUCUACGCAGCAGGAGCCCGUUGAACAAUCGCCCUCUCCUCUGGAGCGUAGAUCCUCGACUCCGCGUUCGCUUGAGCCUUUGCAGACGCCCCCACAACCUGAGACUCCAUUGCUGGACAACCUUGUUAAGGCCGUAAACUCACCCGACUUCAAGUUCAUUUUCUCGGCGGCUGGUCUGCCUGCGGAAGAGAUUGCCUUGAUUGAGAACCAUCCCUCUUUCAUCGACCCGUAUGGUGGCGUCAAACGUCGCGCCAUGCGCGAAAAAGCCGAACAAGAGCGCGCCAGACGGGAACAAGAAUUGCUCCAGUCAGCGGCUGCUGAGGAAGAGAGUCGGGAGAGCGGAAGUCUGCAGUUAGGUGGUGAGCCCGAUGAUGUUGUUCCCCCUCGGGGUCGCAGCGGCCGCGAGUCUCACGGUGCUAUUCAACCUCCCUCCCAGCAAGGCACAACCGAGAAUUCCACCGUGGGCUCUCCUGUGUCUGCCACAAGCCACCAGUUCCAACAACUCAACCAGCAACUCAACCUAGCCGGCCGCAGCUUGACACCCCAACAACAACAGCAGCUACUCAUUCUGAAGUCCGCCAACGACCGUGCUGCCAUGGACCAGCUUCAGGGCGGUCUCAGCUCCGCUGCUCUUGAUCAAGCUGCCCAGGUUCGCCAGGGUCUUCUCCAGAGUCAGAUGGCGCAGUUGAAUUCGCUACAGGCUCAAAAUCGCCAGAAUUCCCGUUUCUCUUUCGCCAAUGAGGUCAACUCGAAGAAUCUCCCUAAUGCUCGCAUGCUGAGCCAACAGGCAUCGUUGAUGCAGUCUGUUGGUACCCCUAAUCCGCUCGCAGCGCCCAGUCCACAGCACGGACUCAGCGGUGGCUACUUUCCCAGUGGUGUACAGGGUCCACCCCCUGGCUUGAAGACGGCUGGUACGCCUCCGAUCAGCGGCGGCGGUAUGUUCGCCCAAGGACACGGUUUCACCACCAACACUAGUCUCGGACUUGGAGCCAGUAUCGGCAAGCAGGAAGCGAACCCCGACUUGAUGCGUGAGUUGCUGCGUGGCCGCAAUGGUGCCGGUGCCAGUGGUUUGCAGGGUCAAGAGGCCGCUAAGCUUGACGAAGAAUUCCCUCCUCUGGGAGCGCCGCCAAAGGACAAGCGUCCUGUUGACAGCUUCGGAUAUCUUAUUCGCUCUCAAUUCGCUAGCGACUCGCAAAGCUCAGCUCGUGCUGGGACCCCAACGCUGCCCCCCGGCCUUCCUCUUCCACACGCGCACCCCGCAUCAGCCUUGUUUCAGAGUCCUUUGAAUCCGUCCAGUCCAACGACUUCGGUGUCCGUGCCGCCUGGCUUGAACCCACCAUUUUCUCGACUGGGGACCCCAUCUCAGGCGUUUCGGGGAGACAUAUCCCGACAGCCGUCGCCUGAGGUAAAGGAUACCCCUGACGAUGUACCGGCUUCUAGUCGCGUCAAGAAUGUGUCGGAGAUUUCACUAGGCUCGCCUGUACCCAAAUCCACAAGCAAAGCUCGCUCGCAAGCCAAGGGUGACCUAGCUGUUGCAACUGAAAAGAAACCCAUUGGCGCUUCCAAGCCUGCCUCUGUGAUCGAGAAGGUUGUUUCCACCCCGGUAAAGUCGAAGCCUAUCAAAUUGGACCUUUCCCUGGGGACUCCUCAGGAUGCCUCUAAAGCAGAUCAAUCAGUUCCUAGCACGCACGGGCCAGCCCCAAUUUCCGCCAUCGGCUCUCGUCCCAAUACCCCGUUGACCGGUGUCUCACGGGUUUCCGAUUCUUCUGCUCCACGGCAGCCAAGGGUGCUUCGGGUGGUUGACACGCCUAAGACAGAGACUCCGCCCCCUCCUUCCGCCCCGCAGUCUGUCUCUUCUCUACCAGCUGCCAACAAAGCUCGCUCUAGACGUCCUAGCAUAUCGUCCAUGAGCAGGCCAGAUACUCCGGGCGAUUUCGGAUCCGAAGCCGACCUUUACACAUCGGCAUCCGUGUCCCGUGCCAACUCCCCUCCCGCUUCCUCGCGAAUUGGCUCUGCUCCUGUCCGGGCUAUCACCAAGAGUCAGGCUAAGAAAGAGCGACGCCAGAAGGCCAAGGAAGCGGAAGCCAAGAAGCAGGAGACUUCUACUAUCGCGGAAGAGCCAGUCCAAGCUCCCAUCAUUGGCCGCAAGCGAAAGACUAAGAAGACUCCUGUGACCACUCCCGACACUCUGGCUGCAGCGCCAGAAACCGCCGAGGAAGCUGGAAAGCCCGUCACUCCGGCUAGUGCCGAGAGCAACGACAAGGUAGAACAGCGAGCUGAAGCUGUCAAGAAGGCCAAAUCCAAGGAGAAGGCGUCGAAGGAAGUUAGUCCCGCCCCUGUCGAGGUCAAAGCAACUCCCGAGCCCAGCACUCCUGCUGAAGCUUGGCGUUCAAAGAACACCGUCGAACAGUUGAUCAAGGAUGCAGAGUCCAGCAGCAACGGUUCCAUCAAGGACCUGUUCGCCGAACGAACAUCCCCUUUGCAAGUUUUGCUCGCCCAACUCCACAAAUCGGGCCACCUAAAUCUGAAUCAUCACCCCUUGUUUAACCCCACCAAUCUCAACCAGCGGUUUGACAUGAAGUGCACCUCGGACGACUAUGAGAUUCUGAAACAGCCAAUUGAACUUGCCGAGGAACACCGAAAGGCUUUGCUCCGUGGAGAGCCCAUUCGUAUUCACUCGGACCCUGGCUUGUUGAAGGACCGCUGUCUGAUUACCCCUCGCGGCUGUGUCCUUCGUCAUCUGUCGCAGGAAGAGGAAGACCGCUAUCUAGCGCUGGAGAAGAGCAUUGCUUGGGCAGUUGAAUCAUUUCAGGAAUACUCGUCUGCUCCUAUCACGGAACCAGAUGUGACCAAUCGCGUUGGUGGCCUCGAUGCUCUCUUCGCCACACCGGAGAAUUUCAAUAUCUGCUGGGCGGACGAGAACUCGGUUACCCUUUCUGCUGUGUCCGCGUCAGCAUCUCUGUCUGGUGCGCCCGAGGUGACCGAUUCGGCAAGCAUCCCUGCCCCGCCCAAUGUUCUCUCGGCCAUGGAAGCGGACAGCACCCGAAGCCACAAUUGGGCCGUUGCCAACACCGCCGAACUGGUGAACGCAACGGCCACUUCGGUACGCUCCUUUGCCGCCGCCACGGCUAAGCAUAUGUUGGGUGCAGCGGGCGUUGUCAUGGGUAGUAUUCCCGAUCUGGACGAUGUGGUGGGCAUGACGACCGAAGAAUUACGCUCCUUCGCGGUCAAAUCGCAGAAGGAUCUGGAGUCGUCGCGCAAGGAAUUGGACACGAUUGACAAGAAACUCAAUGCUCUGGUGAAGCGGAACCGUAAGCUCGCGCAGCAGGCUCUGGCCACGACCGUUGAGGGCUAAGGCGUUGUGGACUGACGGUCUCUCCUUUCCAACUGUAUCAACAUUUCUCUCUUUUCUGUUUAUGAUGAGCGCGGCUUCUGCCUCUGUAUUUCUAUAAGGGCCUGUAUUUUUACCCAUGUUGCAGGAGUAAGUUCGAUUGCAUGGCGUCUGGGAUGGAUGGAUUGGGUUGACAGCCGGUUACACAUAAUGCAUCAUACGUUGAUACUCUCAUAAUUGCAUAAUUGAAGCG
Molecule: messenger RNA, 4756 nt
Organism: Aspergillus aculeatus ATCC 16872
Lineage: Eukaryota; Fungi; Ascomycota; Eurotiomycetes; Eurotiales; Aspergillaceae
Product: CCR4-NOT core ubiquitin-protein ligase subunit MOT2
Exons: 6
Coding region: 115-4527 (1470 amino acids)
Biological process (GO): protein ubiquitination
Cellular component (GO): CCR4-NOT complex
Molecular function (GO): nucleic acid binding; ubiquitin-protein transferase activity
Source: RefSeq, a predicted model, not a curated record